AUGGGACUUUUUAGCAAAGUGUCUCUUUCGAGGCCCCACGAUGAACCUGGAAAAGCGUGGCCAGCCAUCGCCGUGGGCUUCUUCGUUGCCUUCGGUGGUGUUCUCUUUGGCUAUGAUACUGGCACCAUUAGCGGUAUCCUCGCUAUGCCUUACUGGCAGCGCGAGUUCAGCACUGGUUAUAUUGAUGCUGAUGGAAACCCCAACGUCACUUCGUCUCAAGAAUCAGCUAUCGUGUCUAUUCUCUCUGCGGGCACAUUUUUUGGUGCCCUUGCCUCGCCUCUCUUGUCUGAUUGGCUUGGUCGCCGCCCUGGUUUGAUGAUCUCGACUUGGGUCUUUAACCUUGGAGUCGUUUUGCAUACUGUCGCGACGGAUAUUCCGUUGUUCCUGGCAGGCCGAUUUUUUGCUGGCUUCGGUGUUGGCCUUAUCUCUGCUACUACCCCUAAAUGGAUCCGUGGUGCUAUCGUUGGCUCCUACCAGUGGGCCAUUACCAUUGGUCUUCUUCUCGCCGCCGUUGUAAACAACGCAACUUCGAAACGGGAUGAUUCAGGCUCCUACCGAAUCCCUAUUGCGAUGCAACUUGCUUGGUCUCUUAUCCUCUUUAGCGGACUAUUGUUUCUUCCAGAGACUCCACGUUUCCUUGUGAAGAAGAGUCAGUUGGACAAGGCGGCAAAGUCCCUUAGCCGCCUUCGAAGAUUGCCUGCCGACUCCCCAGAAGUUGCACACGAACUCAAUGAGGUUGUAGCAAACCACGAAUUCGAGAUGAGUCUUGGGGAGUCCUCCUAUCUCCAAUGCUUCAAGCCUCCCAUGCUCAAGAGACAGCUCACGGGUAUGGGUGUUCAGGCGCUACAGCAGCUUACAGGCAUCAACUUCAUCUUCUAUUACGGCACCAAAUACUUUCAAAAUUCGGGUGUGUCUAGUGGCUUUGUCAUCUCGAUGAUCACUUCAGCUAUCAACGUUGCAUCGACAGUGCCUGGCAUGUAUGCAAUUGAUAAAUGGGGACGCCGACCCAUGCUGUUAUGGGGCGCCGUUGGCAUGACUAUCUCUCAACUGAUUGUUGCUGUCUGCGGCACUCUGUCUACCGGUCAGUACGACAACGGCGAGAUUUUUAUCAAGAAUCUCGGCGGGCAGCGAGCGGCUGUGGCCUUUGUUUGCAUUUAUAUCUCCACCUUUGCAGCUACUUGGGGUCCCCUCGUUUGGGUGGUGACAGGAGAGAUCUUCCCGCUUAAGACACGAGCCAAAUCCCUCAGCAUCACGACUGCUACAAACUGGCUACUUAACUGGGCUCUGGCCUAUUCUACGCCAUAUAUGGUUAAUUAUGGCGAUGGAAACGCAAACCUGCAGUCUAAGAUCUUUUUUGUUUGGUUCGGUUGCUGCUUCCUAUGCAUUGCAUUUGUUUGGUUCUUUAUCUAUGAGACGAAGGGGCUCACUUUGGAGCAAGUUGAUCAGCUUUACGAAGAAGUCAGCGUCGCUCGUAAGUCGGUUCACUGGGUCCCGUCUUCGUCCUGGGAAAGUCGUCAGGGCCACAAUGUGAAGAAUGAGGAGGAUGCAGAGGUAGAGGAAGUUGGCAACUGA
Messenger RNA from Fusarium subglutinans, 1572 nucleotides. RefSeq names its product RCO3 glucose transporter. Gene Ontology annotation, molecular function: carbohydrate:proton symporter activity. The transcript is spliced from 5 exons. NCBI's taxonomy places the organism in Eukaryota, Fungi, Ascomycota, Sordariomycetes, Hypocreales, Nectriaceae. Gene Ontology annotation, cellular component: membrane. The record is from RefSeq and is a predicted model, not a curated record. Bases 1 to 1572 code for a protein of 523 amino acids. Gene Ontology annotation, biological process: transmembrane transport; carbohydrate transport.